Molecule: messenger RNA, 2337 nt
Organism: Orbilia oligospora ATCC 24927
Lineage: Eukaryota; Fungi; Ascomycota; Orbiliomycetes; Orbiliales; Orbiliaceae
Exons: 2
Coding region: 1-2337 (778 amino acids)
Source: RefSeq, a predicted model, not a curated record
AUGUACUUCAAUGCAGCUAAAACAUGGGAUGCUGCUGCCCUAGAAAGGGUUCUCACUGGGGAAUCUACAGGCGCAAAUCCCUCCUAUGUUCCAGACCCCGAACUCAAAGCGCUCGAAGGACAGGCCAUAGAAGCAAUGGAAAACGUCUACUACCUUUUAGAAGAAGCGGAAAGGCGUGAUGCGGUCACCAAAAACUCGGAGACCGCACUCCGGGCAUUAAAAGCCAGUUGUCUACCGCCGGAUGUUAACGACUCGAACUCGGAGUCGAACAACUCAGACUCAGACUUAGAUUACCCAGGAGAACCUGAAUCGGAAAACGAAUCUGAAUCGGAAAGCGAACUUGGUUCGGAUAAAGGUAACCUAAGUGGUAGUGGAAGCGACAAUGAAACCGACCCCGAAUCGGAUUCCACGGAGGAAGGAGGGGCCUCGGACUCAUCGUUUACAUCGGGUAUACUAUAUGAACCCUCAGGAUUAGGUGGAGCAGUUAGAUCCACUAGCCAAGGGCAUGAGUACCCAACCAAGCAAAGCCUACCAGCAUCCAAACAAGCGAACGCAUCUAAGCGGGGGGAUUCAAAAUCUCAACGCAAAGCAGAGAAGAAGAAGAAGAAGCACGCUGAACGACAGAAAAUAAAAGAUGCAGAGAAUGAUUUUCUCGACUUUCUCGACCGCAUGGUAGAUGAGCUUGAAAACUUGAGAAAUCUAGGACUAAGUUCCACCGAUUUGUUCUUGAAACGGCAUUAUGCAAAGGGGAAAAUGGAGAAACCGGAAGACAAAGCCCAGAAAGCAAUCCUCACAAGCAAAUUCCGAGAAUCCGUCGAACGUAUGAUCAUCGAGCUUUUCAGGAUUGGUUUGCCCCAUGCCGGUUGCCAAAUCUCAACCGCCGACGCUGAGAUCAUAGCCAAAUGCGCCUUGAUUGUGGGCUUACAACAAGGAGUUGAGAUUCCACCCAAUGAGUUCAAAGAAGCUGUUGUUGGUAUAACAGACGCAAUCAUGAACAACCUGGUCUCGUUCCUAGACGUCACAAAGGGCAGCAACAACCCUAAAAACGAAGUAAAGGCUCAACCCAACGGGGGGCGUGGACUUCGGGCCGCCCCAAAGAAUAACACGGAUAUAGACUCCAAUAAUGUGGACUCCGAUGGGAAACCCCCUACCGAAACAAAAAGGGGUUUCUUUGGAUGGGCAGCCAAAUUCUUCCAACCUUCUGGGGAAAACGGGGGAUUUAUCCCCCCGCCCGAGGAAUCCAGAGACUAUUCCAUUAAGGAGAGCUGGACUGGAAAGGACCUUCAAACGGAAACUGGAGGGAGACAUCCUUUCAUAGACCCAGAAAUACUGCUAGUUCUGCAAGAUGUAAAUGACGAUGCCCAAGAAACAUACGAAAACAAUGAGAGGUAUAUCUGGGGGUGUGAAUACCUCGAGGCCGAUCUCGAAGACAUCACUAUCGAAACCCUUCCGUCAAAUGGGAAACAGAAGCCUGGACAUAAAGGCCCACAAGACGCAUCGUACUACUAUGGCUUUACAUCCAGACUCUUCUCCAGCAUAAACACUUGGGUCGAAAAAUACAUAAUUCCCGCUCGCAAAACAGCGUCGAUCAACAUCAAUUCGCCCUCAGUCCUUCCAGCCAUCAAACAAUCACUUAGAAAGUUUGACUACUUUGAAGAAUCCGACUUUAUUACUCCGGAAGGCGAGAGAAGUUUGAAAAAUAGGAAUAUAAAAAGGAGAAUCAAGCGUCAAAUGUUCUUUCAGUAUAUUUUCUACCAAGUCUUGUAUGAGAACAUCUGGUCGAGGUGGCUGUAUGGACUCAGUGACUAUACUGAGGCCCAUGUGCUCAAGAUAGCCGGUCUCGAUGAAACACAGAAAAACACCAAACAAGGCCACUUUGCCCGUGGUCGUUGGUUUACAGACAACAUUCGCCGUAAGCCUACAAACAUGACCCAAACGAUCCUUGACAAUCAGGCCCAUAUUGCUACCACUCUCAGACAGCUUUUCGUCCCGCUUCUUAACAUCAACAAUUCAAGCUCCGGUCCAAGUAACCGAAGAAUGUGCAUCAGCGCAGAGAAAGAACUACUACUGAUCAUAUCAGAUGCGCAGGCACUGCAACUAAUGUUCCAGUCUGAAGCCAGAUUCCAUCAAAUCAUGUUCGAUUGGCCGGGGUCACGAUUCGAUGGUCGAUGGAUGGUUAACGCAGCAAAUGCUGUGGAUAUGGAGCCACUAGGCCAACAACCUGUUCCGGGGAAGACCGGUAACCUGACUUCAGAGGACAAAAUUGACUUUGUCUUUCAGCCUGGUUUGUUUAUUAGCGAGGCAGUCGAGAUCUACGAACAGAUAGUCGUUGCUUAA